Molecule: messenger RNA, 4286 nt
Organism: Morus notabilis
Lineage: Eukaryota; Viridiplantae; Streptophyta; Magnoliopsida; Rosales; Moraceae
Exons: 10
Coding region: 135-3830 (1231 amino acids)
Source: RefSeq, a predicted model, not a curated record
GCGCGAAUCCUGUUUGCCGUUUCGAUAGUUCUCUUUUACCCGUCCGUCUUUCUUUCUUUCUUUCUUUCUUUCAACUCCUGUUCUUCAGCGCUACGAAAAAAAUCGCGACAUUCCCUCCCGCCUUUACCAUCACCAUGCUUCAUCUGUAUCUCAGAGCUCCUCGCCUCUGCUUUCUCCGAUCUCCUCGCCGCCACCAUUUUCACCAUCACCAUCACCACCAUCGCUUCCUCUCUUCCUCUUCUUCUUCUUCCUCUUCCUCCGAACCCCCAACCGACCUCGACAAUCCCGAACAACUCCUUCCUCCUCCGCCGCCCAUUCUCCGCCAGCCGACCACUCUCUCUCCUCGCCCACCGCCCUCUCUCUCUAGAAACUCCGUCAUCGCCGUCUCCGCGGCGACCGCGGUCUCCGCUCUCGUCGCCGCCGUCGCGCUUCUCUCGUCCUCCGAUCACGACCAGAAAUCCGACCGCGGGACCUCCUCGAACCCUCUCUACGCCGGCGUCGAACAGGCGAUCCAGAAGUCCGGUGAGUCCUUCAAGAAGGUUUUCCACCACGUCAAGCAGACCGGCGUCGCCGCCUCCGUCCUCUGGCAGUCCCUCAGUUCGGUCCUCUCCUCGGCCAAUCACGAGGUUCGCUCCGGCUUCGGGCUUAGGGUUGCCGCGCUGCUUGCGGACAUUGCCGCGGCGAAUGAGAGCCGCAGGGCUGCCAUUGUUGGCGCCGGCGGAGGCGCCGUCGUCGAUUGGUUGCUCGAGUCGGUGGCCGUUCAACGGGAUGGAAACGGCACGCAGGCCGAGUCAGCCAGAGCGCUCGCCUACUUGAUCGCCGAUCCUAAUGUCUCCGCCGCCGUGCUAGGGAGGCCCGGCGCCGUUCCCAAACUUCUGAGGUUCAUUUUUUCGUGCCAGCCUCGGAGGUCCAAAAAGCACUCAAGACGUAGUUCACUCGAUAUUUCUGAUUCUUUGAAAGGCAGGAGCAUGCUUGUGGCCGCCAUCAUGGAUGUCGUCACAUCCAACUGUGAUAGUCUGGAAAACUUAGCUUUUAAGCCAUCUCUUCCUGGAAAUGCUGAAACAAGAGAUAUUGCAGCUGUCAUUGAAGUUAUUGAGGAAGGUGGCAUGCAUUUGGAGGAGUCACUUGGAGGCAAAGAUGAUGGAGACGGUGGAGGGGGAAUAAAAGGGAUUGGUAUUAAAGUUCUUGGGGGCACAACAGUUUUAGGCUUUUCAAGAACAACUGAACUGAUGGAGUUAAGGAGUUCAAGUCCUAGAAAUGUGGAAUCAGAUGAGAUUUAUACAAAAGGUCGUGUUUUGCAAAAUAAGCGUGACAAUUCCCUGGCACACACCAAAUUGGCUUCUGCUGUUGUUCCUGGGCUGUGGGAUGAUUUGCAUUGUGAACAUGUUGCCGUUCCUUUUGCUGCGUGGGCACUUGCUAAUUGGGCAAUGGCAUCAGAUGUCAACAGGUCACUCAUACAAGAAAUGGAUCAGGAUGGAAAAGCUGUAAUGACUGCUUUAACGGCGCCUGAGAGAUCUGUAAAAUGGCAUGGGAGUUUGGUGGCUAAGUUACUAUUAGCUGACGAAAAUAUACCCCUAAAUGAUUAUGUUUCUGACUGGUGUUCCAGUCUCCUUUCUACUGUUUCCCAGGCUAGUAAAAAUGAUGAUAUUCCUCUGGCUCAGGUUGCCUUGUCAGCAUUUUUGGUUUCUGUUGAGAGAAGCCCUAGAGCGCAGAAAACAGUGAUGGAGAAGGGUCUUCAUUUGAUGAGAGAAACUGCUAAGCGGACAACAAAGCAUAAACAUGUGCAAGAAGCAUUGGCGAAGGCAUUGGAAUUGAUGUGUAGUGCGGACUUGCAUUUUUCUCUUGAAGAGAGCCAAAAGUGGUCUGGCAUAUUGCUUUCUUGGGUUUUUGGAAAACAUUCAUCAGACAAUUUACAUUCUUCAGCUAUAAAAAUUCUUUCGUCCAUUCUUGAAGACCAUGGACCAUUUUCUAUUCCAAUCUCCCAAGGUUGGUUAGCUAUUCUGCUUUCUGAAGUUUUAGCUUCCAGCAAGGCAGCGUCAGUCAAAGGAAAUGUUCAGCCUAAAGCUGAUAAAGUGAAGACUCAAAUUGAUCAAUCAAACAUUCUUUCUGCGGGACAAGUUGUAAAUCAAUUGUCAGGAUCUGUUGUCAAUCUAGCAGGAAGUCAGCUGGGAACGGCCACAGACUCUAAUGAUGCAUUUCCAUAUGCCAAUCUUCUUUCCAUGGAACCUUUUGUGGGGCCAUCUAAAAAUCUGAAGAAAGAUAGUGUACCUAAGUUUGAUGUAGCAGAUUCUGCAAUGGCAACCCUGAAGGGGAUCAAAGCAUUAGCUGAACUUUCUUAUGAUGAUUCUUCGUGUCGGGAUAAAAUUACUGAUUGUGGGGUCCUAUGUUUACUGAGACGCCUUUUGCUAUGUGAUGACUUUGAAAAACUGGCUGCAAUAAAAGCAUAUGAUGCUUCCAAGAUCCUUGAAGCGCAAGAAAAGAAUGCAAAUGUCCCCAGUGAAUCAUCGGAGACAGAUAAUAAUGAUCAAUCUAGUGUCCGAGUUCCACCGACAGCUCACAUCCGAAGGCAUGCAGCGAGACUGUUGACUAUCCUCUCAUUGCUCCCAAAGGUCCAGAAAGUCAUUUUAGCCGAUGAAAAUUGGUGUACAUGGCUUGAGAGUUGUGCGAAUGGAAAGAUCCCAGGCUGCAGUGAUCUUAAAAUACAAAGUUAUGCGAGGGCAACGCUGUUAAAUAUAUUCUGUAAUCAAGAAAGUGAAGGGGACUCUGUAAAUGAUGACAUUCCUAAUUCUGGUGCUGCAAAUAAAAGAAAAACUUGUCCUCAUUAUAAUGACAUAAUUUUUUUGAUCAAUCCUCAACUACCCCACUGGAAGUGUCCUGAAAAAUGUGAUCAGGACAAUUUUCAAAAGGAGGAAUCUUCUUUAGCUGAGACCAUUGCUGUUGAUCACGAGGACGAACCUGUUACUAGACCCUCAAAUGAUGAUAACUUGUUUGGUUCAGACGCAUCUCAAAGCAGCUUAGGAAUGAGUGAGACUCCACUUUUUGAUGUUGUUUUUGUUCAUGGUCUUCGUGGUGGUCCUUAUAAGACAUGGCGCAUAGCUGAGGACAAGUCAUCAACUAAGUCUGGGUUAGUCGAAAAGAUUGAUCAGGAAGCAGGAAAGCUAGGAACAUUCUGGCCAGGUGAAUGGCUUUCUGCCGACUUCCCUCAAGCCCGCAUGUUCACACUUAAAUACAAGACAAAUCUCACUCAAUGGUCUGGAGCUAGCCUUCCUCUUCAGGAAGUCAGCUCCAUGUUAUUAGAAAAGCUUGUUGAUGCUGGGAUUGGUGACCGACCUGUUGUCUUUGUGACUCACAGCAUGGGAGGACUUGUUGUCAAGCAAAUGUUGUAUAAAGCAAAGACGGAGAAUGUUGAUAACCUUGUCAAAAACACCAUUGGAGUCGUGUUCUACAGCUGCCCACACUUUGGAAGCAAACUUGCAGACAUGCCUUGGAGAAUGGGCCUGGUUUUGCGCCCUGCCCCAAGUAUUGGAGAGCUAAGAAGUGGAUCUACAAGAUUAAUAGAGCUUAAUGACUUUACCCGUCAACUUCACAAGAAGGGGUUGCUUGAUGUUCUUAGUUUUUGUGAGACCAAAGUAACCCCGAUUGUCGAAGGCUAUGGAGGAUGGGCCUUUCGAAUGGAAAUAGUUCCAAUUGAAUCAGCGUAUCCUGGAUUUGGUGAACUUGUUGUCUUGGAGUCCACAGAUCAUAUAAAUUCUUGCAAACCACUCAGCCGUGCCGAUCCAUCGUACACCGAGACUUUGGAGUUCUUGAGAAAGCUCAAAGCCAAUACAUGAAGUGAAAUUUGCGCAACAAAUCGAUACAUUGGAAAAUGUUUCAAUCAUGUUCAUGGUGCAUCUGGAACUUAGUUCAACGAUGGUUUUUCUUGAUGCAAUGAGGCUCUAGGAGGUGCGCAUAAGCUGUAAAAUGGCGCAUCUUGGACACAACAGAAGUAUAUUUGUUGCAAAGUCAGGAGUACUAGAAUACUAACCUGAAAAAUAAUUUUUUUGAAAAAAAUAAUAACCUGAUGAGAUGAAUCUUGCCCAUUUUUCCUCCUAACAUCCACCCACAUGAUCUUAUAGUGAUAGAGACAAAGAAACAAUUUUUCUUCCAUUUUUCUAAAGGUUCUGUAAUUCUUCUGCUCGAGUUGUACAUAUACACCAAUAUUCUUUCCCCACUGAUGUUGUAUUUUGUAGAUAAAGCCUAAAGAGAAGAUAGAGAAUUAAGAUCAGAAUACAAGCACAUUGUAACGU